AUGGAUCAUCUGGACAGAAGGCUGGCAGUGACUCUUCUCCUCUUCUCAUUCAUCUCGUUCUCCACUCAGAAAACCUCAAUCUCCUGGUGUGUAGUGUCGGAGGCAGAGGAGCAGAAAUGUCUGGAUCUGGCUGGGAGUGCUACAGCUCGGAAUAUCAGAGGAACGCUGCUGUGCGUCCGUGGCCAGAGUCCGACAGACUGUAUGGAGAAGAUCAAGAAUGGUACAGCGGAUGCAGCAGCCAUGUUUGCUGAUGACAUCUACACAGCUGGCUGGUGCUAUGGACUAGAACUGGCUGCUGGAGAGUCUUACAACGGAGUGGAUGGUAUCAGCUACUAUGUUGUAGCUAUGGCUCGUCGCUCCUCCAGUGACCUGUCCCUGUUGGAGAUGCAUGAACGCAGCUCCUGUCACCCAGGGAUCCGUACCACGGUGGGCUGGACUGUUCCUAUUGGCUUCCUGGUCAACACCUCACAGAUCAGUGUCGAUGAACAAUGCAACUUUCCUAAAGCGGUGGGGGACUUCUUUGGCUACAGCUGUGUACCAGGAGUAAAGGACAGAGAACACGACCCCAGAGGAAACAACCCUAAGAACCUGUGUGAAGCCUGCAUAGGAGACGACAACGAGAGACAUAUAUGUGUUAACAACCACCGAGAGAGACACUAUGGAGAGGCUGGGGCACUGAGGUGUGUGGCUGAGAAUUUGGGCGAUGUGGCAUUUGUCAAACACACCACCAUUUUUGACAACUUGGAUGGCAACAAUAUGGAAUCAUGGGCCAUGGACCUGGAACUGGAGGACCUAAAGCUGCUGUGCCCGGAUGGCAGCGAGGCCGGGCUGUUUGACCAUGAGACGUGUCACCUGGCUGUGGUGCCAGCUAACGCUGUGGUGGUACGACUAGAGGACAAGUGUAGAGUCUGGAAAUACCUGGAACGCCUACAGAAUGUGUUUGGGAACACCACCAUGUUCAGCUCAGUGGGCUACACCCAAUCAGAUCUCCUGUUUUCUGACUCCACCCACCACCUACUCAGGGUUGUGGGUAGUUACACUUCCUGGUUGGGUCCUUCAUACACCACUGUCCUGCAGGCCUUCGAGUGUGAAAGUUUGUGCUGA
This is a messenger RNA of Salvelinus namaycush (lake trout), 1104 nucleotides long. RefSeq names its product otolith matrix protein 1. Gene Ontology annotation, biological process: iron ion transport. The transcript is spliced from 10 exons. The coding region runs from base 1 to 1104 and encodes 367 amino acids. The record is from RefSeq and is a predicted model, not a curated record. Gene Ontology annotation, cellular component: plasma membrane; recycling endosome; early endosome. Lineage: Eukaryota; Metazoa; Chordata; Actinopteri; Salmoniformes; Salmonidae.